GUAUUUAUCAUUACAGGGACGUCAAAUGCUACCAUGAGAGUGAGAACAGUGCAUUUGUUGAGCAUCGGACUGGUUGCCGGAAUCUUUGCCAUUCAAGCAUCUUGUGAUUCGUCGAAAACCGAUGUCAAGGAAGAACAAAGGAAGGCCAGACAAAUUUACCGAGAGCAAACCUACGGAUUGAACACUAAUCUCAACACAAUCCAUCAUAAAAAGCGUCCUGCUUACAAUCCUUUGGACUCCUAUUACAGGCAACAUCAGCAUAAACCUCUGAGACAUGAUUACAACGUGGACCAUCUUUAUUGGGAUGAUGGAAAAAAAUAUGAUGACAAUUCCGGACAGGACACGUUUUAUGUUGCAAGUACUACUGUGGCAACAGCUACGCUCCGCAGGGACCAGCAUUCCCCGCAAGGUUUCAAAGACAGGAGCGACACCUACUCCGGUGAAGCCAACUAUGCCAAGCCGAGUCUCACACCCGUCGGCCAGGAGUCCUGGCACAAUCAGCAACGCGGGAUUCUGUUGUCCAAUAAUGGUCAUCUAUUGAUCCAGCCUUCUCACGUUUAUGAAAGUUUGGGAGCUUGGAGAAUUAAGUAUUUGCAGGAUGAUCCUUCAACUGGGCACUACUUGGGGUAUUAUGGGGCACAUUUGCCUCUGUUUCAGGCGUUACAGCAAUCAUCGUUUCUGCCAAUUGUUUUGCUGAAUGCUGGGCAAAAUGAUGGUCGGCGACAUGCCGGGGAUUCUUACCAGUACCCCGCUUUCGUUGGUCAUAGACCUUUGGUCUACCGGUGAAACCUUCCAAGAUUUCCAAUUUCACAAGUCUUGCAUGGUUGACGCGAAUUUUUCAACACUAGAGGUCCAUUUGCUCAAUUUGUAUUCGUCAUUCAAGCCCCUUUUGAUCUCUUCUGAAACCAGUGGAAGAAUACAUUCUGAAAAAUUUUGAAUCGAACAAAUGACUCGUUAUCAUAUUGACACUGGGG
This is a messenger RNA of Notodromas monacha, 974 nucleotides long. Lineage: Eukaryota; Metazoa; Arthropoda; Ostracoda; Podocopida; Cyprididae. The record is from the annotation of a GenBank genome assembly.